AAAGGAAAGUGAGCGGGUAGAGCCACAACACAAACCAGGGACACAUCUCAGAGAGGGAUCACCCAGCCAACAUGAAGACUUUAAUACCUCUCGCUCUGGCCUUAGUGCUUUUCUACCAGCCAGCCGAAAAUGUUGUUAUCAAGGAGGGAGAAUUCUCUUUUCCACUGGAAGCGGUGAAGAAACUGAAGGGUUUUCUGGACCAGGAGCCAACAUUCAAACAGAAUGCCCGGAGCGGCCUCUCCAACGCAGCGGCCAUGUGUUCCAACCCGGGCUUCCCUGAGGAAUUCAAACCUGUGUGCCAAAGCAAAAAUGCCAGGGCUUCCCUCACCAGACUCGCACUGGUCACUACCCGCAUGGAUGUCUGUGAGGUUUGUGCCUAUGUUGCCUGCACCGGCUGUUGAAUGACUGAGGAUGGACAAAUAUCUACAGACUGAUGUUUUGACUUCUUUAUGAAAUACUUAAGUAUCUUUUGUCCAGAUGCAGUGAAUUUUCCAUUUCUUGUUGAUUUAAUACUUCAAAACGGAAUUGUCUUGGUUACAUACUUACUCUGGUUACUUCCAUACUAUGGUUACUUUCCAAGUGUGUUAAGUAUAUUUAAUGUUUUUUUUUUUGCAUACUUCUUAGAGGAGUAAUCAUUUAGAUACUUGCCUGCUUUAAUUUCAUGGCAUUAGUUUUCGGUGUUGUAUUUGUAUGGAGUUUGUAAAUAUCUAUGUGAAACCUGCUAUUAUCACAUUCUGUUUUCUAUAAUUUUAGUUGUAUGUAGUUUUUAUUUUGCACUUCUGAAAAAAAUUAAACGCAAAUGAAAAAUGAGAUUGUCCUCUUUUAAAAGAAUAAGCAAAUAGACUUGCCACCACUGGAUUAAACACUGACUUCAGUCUAUUUAUACUCAGUUACUAAAGAGAUGCUACAAACACCAAGAUUACUGAUUCUGACCACCUAUGCUUGCAAUGUGCGAGAACCCCCCCCCCCCUUAAGAAUGUAACAGUGGUAAUGUAGUGGUGUUGAGGAUUUCUAAAAAUGUCAAAUCUGGAACACAACAGGAUGGCAUUAUUGAUUUGGUGCAGCCACACAGAUGGCUCACAAUCCAAACUAAUCUUUGCUUUACACUUGAUUUUGAGAGUCAUAUUCUGUGUCUUUGGCCGAGAAACAUCAUUAUACCCACACAAUUAUACUUCUGAGAUCUACUGUCAUGACAUAAAGGAGGAUUUCUACAAGGAAUUAAGAUGAUUUCCAGUAUAUUUGUUUAUAAAAAUAAAGUAUUUUAAAACAA
Messenger RNA from Clupea harengus (Atlantic herring), 1270 nucleotides. Its product is annotated as guanylin-like. The record is from RefSeq and is a predicted model, not a curated record. Lineage: Eukaryota; Metazoa; Chordata; Actinopteri; Clupeiformes; Clupeidae. Gene Ontology annotation, molecular function: guanylate cyclase activator activity. Gene Ontology annotation, cellular component: extracellular region.